GUUUCAUUUUGCCCUCUUUUUCUUGGAGUAUUUGGGACCCACAUAGCAUACUUAAUGGGACUAAACAAGUAUAAAACAAUCUACACCUUAUCUCAUUCAAAACUAGCCCUACCCAAUCAAUACUCUAUAGCUCCAAAUUCCAUCCCAUUACACAAAUUUUGUAAGAAACAAUGAACACCCAAGUGAUCAACAAUGGAUCAUCACCUUCCCCUACAACAAACAAUGAUCGAAUGAACGAUUUGAAGGCGUUCGAUGAAGGAAAAACCGGGGUAAAAGGUCUUGUAGAUGAAGGAAUACAAACUAUUCCUAGCAUAUUCAUUAGAUCACUUAAGGAUCGUUCAAAGGAUUUGAGUACAUGCCAUGACAAUAUAAGUGUACCCGUCAUAGAUUUUGAUCAUGGGUCCGAAAAUGAGAUUGCACAAGAAAUUGUAAAAGCAUCUAAGAAAUGGGGAUUUUUUCAAGUGAUAAAUCACGGGAUUCCAUUAGAAUUGUUGGAAGAGAUGAUUGAAGUGAAUAAAAUGUUUCAUGAACAAGAUAGUGAGGCUAAGAAGAAGUUUUAUACUCGUGAUUAUUUCAAUAAGAAAGUUGGGUUUCUUUCUAAUCAUGAUCUGUAUCAAUCUAAUGCUGCUAAUUGGAGGGAUACUUUUUAUGUUAAUACUAUGCUUGGUGAUUUUGAUCCUCAAGAGUUGCCUCUAAUAUCAAAGGAAGUGAUAAUGAAAUACAUUGAACAUAUGCUUAAAUUUGGAGAACAAAUACUAAUGUUUUUGUCAAUGGGUCUUGGACUUAAAUCAGAAUAUCUUGGAAAAUUGGAAUGUAGUAAAGGUUGGUCUUUGGCUAGUCACUACUACCCACCAUGUCCAGAACCAGAAUUGACCUUAGGAAAUAGUGGACAUACUGAUAGCUCUUUCAUCACAAUACUUUUACAAGAUCAAAUUGGUGGUCUUCAAGUUCUUCAUCAAAAUCAAUGGGUUAACAUUAAACCUAUCAAAGGGGCUUUCAUUAUUAAUGUUGGAGAUGCACUUCAGAUGGUAACUAAUGACUUGCUAAAAAGUGUGAACCAUAGAGUGAUUGCCAAAAAAAUUGGACCAAGGAAUUCAAUUGCAUUCUUUUUCCAUGGUUUAAUCCCAUCUGAGAAGAAAUAUGCUCCAAUUAAGGAGUUAACUUCUGAACAAAAUCCACCUAUUUAUAAGGACUUCACUAUCUGUGAGCUACUCACACAAUUAUCCUCUAAAGCUGUAGAUGAGCUUGGGACCGGUUAUUUUAAACUUUAGACACCCAAACAUGGCAACUCAUCAUUCUAAACCAAUCGAGAUUCGGAUUUUAUGUCAGUUGGAGUAUGUAUCGUUUUCUUUAGGUAAGAUUUCGAGUUUGAUUCUUGCUGCAGCAAUAUAUACCUAUACUCGUAAAAAGGAAAUGUGUUUGAAUUGAUCUUUGAUUCACUAGAUCUUAACAAUGUAACAUAAUUCACCAAUUAAUUCGAUUUUUUACGCUUUACGGUAUUGAUUAUGUGCACCAAAAAAAAUGGUAAAUUGUAUAAAAUAUAAAUAAGUGUAUAAAGUUAAAGCCUUUACCA
This is a messenger RNA of Amaranthus tricolor (Joseph's coat), 1573 nucleotides long. RefSeq names its product 1-aminocyclopropane-1-carboxylate oxidase homolog 1-like. NCBI's taxonomy places the organism in Eukaryota, Viridiplantae, Streptophyta, Magnoliopsida, Caryophyllales, Amaranthaceae. The transcript is spliced from 3 exons. The coding region runs from base 171 to 1271 and encodes 366 amino acids. The record is from RefSeq and is a predicted model, not a curated record.